Molecule: messenger RNA, 9312 nt
Organism: Parasteatoda tepidariorum (common house spider)
Lineage: Eukaryota; Metazoa; Arthropoda; Arachnida; Araneae; Theridiidae
Source: RefSeq, a predicted model, not a curated record
ACUGUAUCGACCGAGCAGCGGCUCGCAGCUCUACAAGAUCGAGAAAUGUCUCCGUAUGUUCUGAAUGUGCCAUGAGAAGUGAUGACGAAGAGGAGAUUCAAGAAGAGAGUUCUUUUAUGACCGUCCAAAAUGAGCAUCCGUCCUAUGAAUGGCUCCUUCUAGGGAGCUCUGCAUCGGAUUCGCCACAAAACUUUGAGCAAUUGUAUAGUGCUAUCAGAAGAAAUGAUGUUAAAGCGGUACAGAAGAUUUUAGAAAAUCCUUUAAAUUCCGAAAGCCUUUGUGAAAUUUCGGAUGAUGAGAAAAAGUCGCAUAAGAUUUUAGAUCGAAAAUUGUCUCCUGGGAAAGAGCUUCCACCUAUCUUUGCAAAUGCACUUUUCUUAGCUAUAGAAUUUGAAUCAUUUGAUGUUGCACAAUCUCUUUUAGAAUAUGGUGUAGAUCCCAAUUGUUCCAUUUUAGAAGGCAGCUAUCAUUCAAACCGUUCUCAAAAUAGCGGGUACGUGUGCUCACGUCAGUGCCUGGAUUCAUAUUUUAGAACAGUAUUUGUUACACCAGAAGGAAAGACUAUAUUUUACGACGAGCAUUAUACUCAAGAAAUAUUUUUUUCCCUCGCACCUUUAUUUUUAGCCGUAGCAAAAGGAAAUGCUAUAAUGGUUCACUUACUUUUACAGUAUGGUGCAUCUCCCAAAAUUAACGACAAACAUGGUGUUACACCUCUACAUAUUGCUGCUUUACAAAACAAAGUCUCCUGGUCAUGUAUUCGUCUUUUAUUGGAAAGAGGAGCCCCCAUUGAAGUAGCAAAUAAUCAUGGAGUUACUCCUGCUCAGCUUUUAAAUCCUGAUCUUAGUUUACUGCAGAGAUCUUUAAUAGAAGAUGCAUUUAGUUGUUUCUUAGCUCAUCCUGUCUCCAAGGUAGAAGGAGAAGAAUCUUUUCUCAGUACGGGAAAUACAUUUCGGAAUCAUUUCCUUUUAAAACGCUUUCAAGACAACAAAUCCAAAAUUUCGAAGGAUGAGGAUAGUCAUUCUUCUGUACAGCGUAGCAGUAUAGAAACAAGUUCUCAUAUCGAAGAAGAAGAAACGAUUGAAAGUGUUGAUCAAAGGCGACGAAGUAAUACUAAGUUUAAAUUAAAAGGCUGUACUUCAAACGGAUCAUGUCGAAUAACUCAAGCUAAAGUAAAUUUGGAGGUUUUGACAAAGAUGGCUACAAACGCAGAAUGUCUUGCCACACUAAUAUCGAACUUUCAUCUUCAUUUACCUUCUAUUAUUGAACUUUCGGACAAUGUAGGUGGUCAUUCUCUUGAAAAACCUCUAGCUGUAUUUCUUGAGCAACUUUUACAGACAACUCAUGAAAGCAUCAAGAAAAGCAGAAAUUCUCAAAUUUUAUGCAUGGUACUUCGUAUUUCUAUCGGUUGUCUUCGUGGUGCUCAGUCAAUGCAAUUCUCAGGAUUACUAGUCAUGAAUAAAUUAAUUGAUAUUUGUAUAGAAUAUAAACUGUCUUUAGGAAAUGAACAAGAUGGAAUUGAAAAUGUCUUAUCUGGAUCAUGCGUCACCUUACUACUAAAUACCUUGAAUAAUGGAAUUACUUUACACAAAAGACAAAAAAGAAAUUGUUCUCCAUACAAAAGAUCCCGACCAUGUCACUAUCAUUGUCUACAGAUUUUAAGUGGAAGAGCAUUGCUAUAUUGUUGUCAUCUCGAGUCUGUGCAGAAAAAACUAAUGGAAGAAGCAAACCUCAAAAUUCUAGUCUCUGCAACUGAAGCUACUUUGGAUCCAGAACUUUUGUGCCUCGCCCUUCAAGCAUUAGCUAUUUUAUGCAUGAAUCCAGAUUUCCAUAAAGAUCUCUUGGAGUGUGAUUUAAUUGAAAACUUGACGCAGUUAAUAUUACCAUCUGAUGAAUGGUUUCAUGAAGGUCAACCAUUUCUUUAUGCUCGUUAUGUUAAACAUCAUGCAACAAGGAUUUUAGUCUAUUUAGAUCAAGAUAGUCAUAUAAGAAAUAAUCUUUUUCAAUUAUUAGAGAAUGAAGUGAAAGAUCCAGAUAUUGAAUAUAUUGAGCAAACAACUAUAGCAAAAGAUACAACUGAGUCUACUUCAUUAGAAAACAUCAUGCUCUGGAUACUCAAAAUUUCACAAAAAGAUCACUCCCAUAAUUCAGAAGAAGGGGUUUAUUUUUAUUUAUCAGCCUUACCCCUUUUUGCCAGUCCUAUUAUACUAUUUAGGCUUUUAAAACAUCACUUUUUGACCUGCCGUAGUCGUACCACUGUAUCAACUUUAAAAGGAACAUUAUCUCAAAAAGAAAUAUCAUUUCGAAGGCGUCGAGGGAAGUUACUUUUCUCCAGUUUACGCAGAAAAGAAAACUCUGGUGAAGCUGCUGAUAUUCUUGCUUUUCAAAGAGAACUUCUCAACUUGCCAACAUAUGAUACAAAGGUUCUUAAGUAUAAAUUUAAAGAGUCAGCUUCCAGUGAAUUCGGAAUAAAUCCACCCGUAGAACGACCUCGCUCCUGCUCAGUACCUAGAGUGGAUAACACACAUUUACUAUCAAGUUAUAAUACUGUGAACAGCCUUUUUCGAAGUACUAUCUCUGAAGAAGAAGAAUCCAUUUUUGAUUUAUUUCUAGAAUUAUCUAAAUAUUGUAAAGGAGAAUUACUUACCCACGCAUCUGGAGAAUUAAGAGACUUUCUUAAUAUACUUACUUCACUAGGAGAACACUAUGGAGAUAAGGCACGACAACUUUUUUCUGCCUUUGAUUUGCAGGAAAAUGAAAAAGAAGAUAUAGAAGCAGACGAGAUUUGUGAAGAAUAUGAAAGAUUGCAGAGAUUAGUGGUGAGCGGGGAUUUACCAUGUUCCAAAGAAGAAGCAACACUAUUAGCCGGUAUUCAAUUAAGAAUCGAAGAAACAUCCGACCAACGGACCGAAGGAAAUGAAGGGAAUACCGAUGGACCAAAACCAAAAGGAUCAGUAUGGAAAGAUUCGGACCUUGAUAUUUGCGUUGCGCCUAUGUAUCGCUCUGUUAAAAAUAUGAAUAAAGCCAUAAAGGAUCAAAGAAGAAAGUUAUUUCAUUCUCAUGUUUAUGAGAAUGAGUUUCAUUUAAAGAAAUUGUACAUACAAAAUUGUAAGAGGUUACCUGCUUAUGGAUGCCGAGUGUAUCAAGUAAAAGAAAAAUCCAAGAAAAAGGUUAAUCGGCUUUUAGGUAUUGGCGUGGAAAAGUUUGUACUUCUGGACAGUAAAAGUCUUCUUCUCAGUAAAAGUCAAUUGUCUAGAGAUUUGGAACAAUGGCGAAUUGGUGGUGGUCGAUCACAUGACCAAAUUCUCCUGGAAUUCCGAGCAACCAAAUGGUCUUUCUCAGCUGCCUCAACUAGUACCCUUCAGUCUAUUAGCAGAGAAUUGUGGGAAGUCAUGCAUGAUGUAGAUACUCGUUUUGUUCAAGACCAUAUCCUAUUAUCUAGAUGCGAUAUUGAUACAGAAAUCCGCAGGUCGGUUCUGUUGAAACCUCAAACUGAUUCCUAUAUUGUACAUAAAGAAGAAUUAGAUUCCCUUCAAAAAAUUCUUCAUUUUCCUGAAAUGGUAGCUUUACAAAUGGGUCAAGUGGAAUCUGAUAUGUUUUACAGUGUUCCUCCUUUUCAUUAUGUUCAUCAGUUGACUCUUCCUCUAUGUUUAAAUUCAUCAUCUGAAAAUGCUGUUCAGCAACUAGUCAAAAGAUUCCAAGAGGUGAGCUCUUGGAUAACGCACAUGAUUGUUUCCCAACCAACUCAUAGUGAUAGAAAAGCUAUCUUGUCUUGUAUUCUGAGAGUCGCGGCUACUUGUUGGAAUAUGAAUAAUUUUAAUUCAGCGGUGGAAAUUUUAGCUGGUCUAAAAUCCGAAAAACUCAAACCAUUUUGGCUUUCCCUACCCGAGAAAGAAAACAUCAAGUGCUUGGAAAAAUUAAGUAAUAUUUUUCUUCAGCACCAAAUAUCUGAUGAAUAUGAAUCAGCUUUACAAAAAGCAUCUUCUGCUGGCAGAAUCAUACCUUUCUUUGGAGCAUUUCUACAGGAUUUGAGGAAUAUCCUUAAAAGCACACCAAGCUUAAUUGUCUUUUCUCCUAGUGAACCAGGAAAAUUAUCAUUCAUAUCAGAUUUUCAAGGAGAAGAUCACUUUUCAUCUCGUAUCGGUGUGGGAGGAUUAAUAAAUAAGGAUAAAAUCAGAAAAAUACACAAUGUGUUAGAGAAAAUCGAUACCUUUCACAAAUACCAAUCAGAGGAAAAGAAUUCUAAACAUUCUGAAACAACUGAGACUAUGAAAAUACGUUGUAUGUGCUAUGAAGGAAGUCUUUAUGAAGUAUCUUCUAACAGUUUCUUGACUAGCUGUGAAGAUUAUUUAGCCAUACUACAUCAUGGCUGUACUGUUAUUCAUUGGGAAGAAGAUCGAUCCGCUUUAGUGUGUUUGAGACUGGAGAAAAAUAAUGGAACAUUGACAUGGUCCAAACCUCUUUGGAGUUCAUUAAGAUGCAGUGGCAUUCAGGAUUAUAAUUUGGCACAUUCGGAAUAUGAACCUGUUCUGGAUGUUGUUUAUAAUUCAAUCGAAGAAGGAUUUCUUGAUUUAUUUAAAGUAAAAGAAAUUUAUUUAGUUGAUAGAGAUAUGGGUGAUGUUUCUAAACGACAUGGAAUUCCAGAAAAUAUUGAUAAAAGCUGCCUUCGAAUAUUGUAUGGAAACAGCCUAUCCGAAAAUCAUUUUAUGAAUUUUGUCGCGCCAACAUUAAUUAUACAUCAAUGCCACGAACGUCUUAAUUAUGUAGUUAGAGAAUUAAGAAAGCAGAAAGCCUUAUGUGAUCGAAGGAUAUUAUGGUUGAAAGAAAAGUAUUUUCAUCUCUUUUACGCUGUCUCUAGAGGACCAAUGCCUGCUGAAGCUAUUCAGGUUUUUGGAGGAAGAAAAUGGACACUUGGAGCUAUUGACUCAUUGGGACAAAAACGCAUGACUGCGAAUUCUGGAAAACUCAGAAAGAAAAAGUCCCAAUCAACAAUACGGGAUUUCAAUCUUCAAGCAAGUAUAACUUCUUCGCCUAAAUUAAAAAGCUCAAGUGAAUUUUCUUCUUCAAUGAGGGACAGUAAAGAUUCUCCCCCACGUAUUCCAGCAAUAACUCAUUCCAGUGAAAUGGAUUUAAUUCAAUUUGUGGAAUUAUUUCGGUCUUUUAUGGUAAGAUCGAGAAAAGACAUACAUUCACUCUUUGAACAAAUUGCAGCUUCUAAACCAAAUUUUCCUGACUCAAAUGAUUCUCCUGAACCUAAAGUUGAAUCCAUAGACGAGACUAAAUCUGAUGAAAAGAAAAGUUAUUUAGGCCUACUAACUAGAAACACGUCAAUGGAUUUAAAAGAUCAGCACAAGAAGAUCUUAGAUGCAAUAGCUACAGCCAGCAUUGUCAGCAAUAGCGCUGGUGUAGAUACAUCAAAAACAUUAAUUUUGGAUCUUCAACAAUUUAAAUACUUUCUAAGAGAAGAACAAGGUGAAAAAAAAUGUGAUCAAGAAGUUAUCCUUCUCAUACAAUGUCACGAGCCAGAUAUUGAACUAAGACGAAGGAAUUGUCUUUCGUUUGAAGGAUUUGCAAGAUAUUUGAUGGAUAAACGUAAUUUUAUGUUUGUUCCUGAACAUUUAGAACCAAAUGAAGAAAUUAUGGAUGAACCAUUGUCUCAUUAUUUUAUUGCUUCUUCUCAUAAUACUUAUUUGACUGGCCAUCAAUUGAAAGGAGAAUCUUCUGUUGAACUCUACAGUCAGGUCCUUCUAACAGGGUGUAGAUGCGUGGAGUUGGACUGCUGGGAUGGAGAUGAUGGAAUGCCAGUUAUAUAUCAUGGUCAUACAUUAACAACCAAAAUUCCUUUUAAAAAUGUAGUGGAAGCAAUCAACAAAAGCGCAUUUGUAACAUCCCCCUAUCCAAUUAUAUUAUCUCUUGAAAACCAUUGUUCUCUCAACCAGCAAGCAAAAAUGGCAUACAUAUUUAAGAAAGGAUUUGUGCAAGAAACCAGUCCAACAAAUUCUAUGAAAGUUAAGAAAAUGAACAGUCGCAAAAGUCUUUUAUCACUACCUGGAACACCCCCUUUGGCUUCUGAAUUAAAGACGGAUUCUUUGAAGAAACAUACUGCUCCAUGCCAUAAGGUUUGCUCCAUGAAUGAAAACAAAGCCAAAGCUCUUUGCAAAAGACAUCCCUUAAUGCUCAUUACUCAUUGUGAAUCACAUUUGAUGAGAGCUUAUCCAGCAGGAAUACGUAUUGAUUCGUCCAAUUUUAAUCCUGUUGUGUUUUGGUCUUUUGGGAUCCAGAUGGUAGCGUUAAAUUAUCAAACAGAGGACGGCUGUUUGCAUAUUAAUUCUGCCAUGUUUGAACAAAAUGGCUCUUGUGGAUAUGUAUUGAAACCUCGAACUUUAUGGGACAAAACACAUAUGAUGUAUGGACGAUUCAAUCCAUGGGAAAAGAAUUUUGAUGGAUUUCAUGCUAUAAAUUAUUCAAUCACGAUUAUAUCAGGACAAUAUGUUUGUCCAAAUAACUUUGCUGGCAGUCCUGUUGUUGAAAUAGAAAUAACUGGAAUUCCAACUGAUUGUAAUCGCUUCAAGACUAAAUUAGUUCAGAGAAAUUCAGCAAAUCCUAUAUGGCAUGAAGUAUUAAGUUUUCGAGUAACAUUUGUUGAGCUUGCUUUUCUUCGUUUCGUUGUCAUGGAUAUGGGAUCCAAUCAUUUGACAGCUCAGAGAGUUAUACCUUUAUCCAAACUUAAACAGGGUUAUCGUCACUUGAGACUAAGAAGUCCACAAAAUCAACCAUUACCAAUAUCUACUCUUUUUAUUUAUUCCACGUGGGAAGAAGAAGGUCUUAAUAUACCAGAGAAGGAUGCCACUGGCCCACCAUCGAAGCCUUUACCAGUGAAGAGAAAAAUGUUUUUCCUCGUCGUAUUUGACGUUGUACCUGAUCAACCAAACACAAUACUUAAAAUUACUCAAGAAAGCACAACAAGAGACGUUUUAAUUCAGGCACUAAGUAAACGUAAUAGUACAGAUAGUGUGGAAGAUUUUGUAUUAAUUGAAGAAGUACAAUCUGGUUGGGAAAAGAAAAGUACUGGAAAAAGCCGUCGCAUUCUUGAUAUGAACGAAAGACCGCUGGAAGCACAAGCAAAAUGGAAAGGAGAAGGCCGAUUUAUUUUGAAGAAGUUGACGGACGAUCCGAGUACUAGAGCAUGGAUGAGCACUCUCUGUGGAACGAUACAUAAGGUAUCUAGUGGAAAUGAAAUUCAGGGCUGGACAGAUGGUAAAGAAGUUUUUUUAGUUUGCAUUUACAACGUAGCUCCUGAUCAACCUUAUGCUGUUUUAAAAGCACCUGUUACAAGUACGGCUCAGGAUAUUAUAGCGCAGGCUCUGAUGAAAGCGAGACGCAUUGAGAAUCCAAAUGAAUUUGUUUUACUUGAAGUGCGGCCAGGGUCAGAAGGACGGGUGUUAGAAGAUUCUGAGAAUGUAUUCUUAGUACAACAGAAAUGGAAAAGCAAGGAAUGGUUUGAUAUGAAAGAAAAAGAACAGCUAAAACACGAUAAAAUCGUUAAAAAGAAAUCUGCUUUCAGCAAAUUCAGACAUUCAGAAAGAGCAUCAAGUAGUGGAUUCCACUCUUCUUGGAGACAAGUACACAGUGAAGGAGAGGAUGAUUAUAGAGAAAGUGUGAAAAGAUUUUCGUUAAAAAAACUUAAAACUUGGAGAUGACAUAAAAAGUGAAUGUUCCUAUGAGCACAAAAUAGCACAGCUUCUUCCACAGAAACUUGUAGAAACAACGCACCACCUAUUUAUUUUAUAAAAUAUCACAGACAAAGUAUAGUAAUCAUAGUAAAACACAAAGUUUAUACAUGUAACAACAGAAUUUUUUGUACUUUUAAGUCUCCAAAGGAGAAUCUUUAAAUAGAAAGUAUAUUUCAUAAGCUGUCCUAAAAGGGAAAUCUAAAAAUUAACAUAUCAAAAAUGUAAAACAAUUUUAUAUUUAAGUGUACAUUUUGUUAAAAUAAUUUUUUCAUCUUUAUAAAUUCGUCAUUUCAAAGUUUGAAACAUUUUUAAGCCUUUUUUCAUAACAGAAUUGAAAGACUUGGGGACAAUAACGACACCUUUUCAAAUGCGCCAUUUUCCUUAAUAUUGUUUUCAGAUAAGUACGUUUUGAUAUUCUGGUAUUUCCACCAGAUGGCAGCACAAUACACCGAAACAUCUUAUUUGCAACAUUAAAUUGAUUUUCCUGAAUUUCCUCCAGAUGGCAGCAUAAUACACCGAAACAUCUUGUUUGCAACAUUGAAUUUUUUUCCUCAUUGAAACACUCUUUAAAGAAAACUUAAUAUUGCGCGACUUAAUAUUUUGUUGUCCCAAGUCCUGCAAUCAAAGGAUUUUAAUUUUAUAAUUCUGUAAGAAGGGAAUAAACCACGAGACAUUGAUUAUAAGGCAGAUAUGAGUAAACAAUUUAGUAAAUUAUAAAUUAAGUGAUAAUUAUUUACAUAUUUUCAGUUACAACUUAAAACAAAAGUUCAUAAAUAAAUAUUUGUUUUUGAGAUGUGAUUUUAAAAAAUCGUCCGAAAUUUCCAACUUGUAAUUGUGAUCACUUGUAUUUAACUUUUAUAUUUCUUCGAGGGUUAAAUCAAGAAAAAAGUUAUUGUUAAGAAUGAAGUUCUGUAGUGUGUACUGGAUAUAUAUUCUUACAAUACAUAUAUUUAACUCUGAAAAUAAUGUUGUGUGUGUAAAUAAUAUUGUUUAUAUAAGCUUAAUAUCCUCUAUUAAUUAAGGAAAUACUUUAGAUCUCGUAAUAUAAUUUAUUUAAUGCAUGAAAGACUUGAGACGGUAGUUUACAAACAAUAAUGGAACUGACUAUUUUAAAAACAGGCUGUUCCCAAAUGACUACCUUUUAGAAUCCUUGUCAAAAAACAUAUGUAAAAAUGUAUAUACAUUACGAAUUAAUAUUUAAGUGAUGGAAAUUCAACGACCUUAUUUAAUGUCGCUGUUGAGGGAACCGGGACUACAAAAUAUUAAAGCCUAUUUGAUUAAGAAAGCAAUCGAAAAGGUUUUAAUGUUUUGUAGCCCACAUUCUUUAAUAAUAAUUCUCCACAUGUCAGCAACGUUUUUUUUCUUGACUUAAAUAUUAAUUUGUGACCUGAUAUUUUAUUUUUGAUUCUAAAGUCUAUAUCAAGAGUGGUCAUUUAAGAACACCUUGUGUAUUUAGUGCUUAAAAACUGCAAAUGGGAGAAUAUUUAAAAACUUUCCUUCAGUUCCUUUUUUUGUAAAUUUUUCAUUGAAAUUUAACUGUUUAUACCUCAUAAAUUGAUUAUUAAUUAAAGAUUAUUUAAAU